Messenger RNA from Pseudo-nitzschia multistriata, 1945 nucleotides. NCBI's taxonomy places the organism in Eukaryota, Bacillariophyta, Bacillariophyceae, Bacillariales, Bacillariaceae. The record is from the annotation of a GenBank genome assembly.
CAGCUACUAGUAGUACCAGUAGCCGGCGGGGGCAAGCCACAGAGCUAGCAGUACCGUAGUACUACUGGAUCGAGAGCUCGGGCCAGGCCUCGACCCAGGCCGAYCUCAGCUCGCGGCUCAGCACGGGGUGGUUCGCCUCGAAUUCCGCCGGGCUCUCCGCRAAGCACACAAUGACCGUGUUCACCGCCGAGCCCACGACGCUCAUGAGGAUGCUGCAAAAKCCCAGGCCGACAAAGAAUCCCACSACAAAGGCCACGGUGGYCACGCCACCGCCGUCCUCGACCCCGAAAUCCUCCAGCAGACCGGGGUWKACGGAUCCGACGAGCAAGCCCACCAGCCCGGUCAGGACGCCGACGCCGAUGCUCAUCAUCAGCAGCACCCGGUCGGCGAGGUCGUCGGUGAUGACGGUGGUCCAGCCCUUGCUCCGGAACAACUCGACGACGUUCCGGCCGGCCUCGAUGUAGCCAAACCCGUACAAACCAACGUAGAUGUACGCCCACUUGUUGAAGUACUCGAUAAUGUCCUGGAUGCAGGACAGGAUGCACUCGAUCAGGCACGCCAGGAGCUGGGCGUCCUCGUUYUGCCGUGCGUUCCUGGCCAUCUGCCGGAGCGCCUGSACCACCGCCACCAGCAGCGAACCCAGGCAGAUCGAUCCAAAGCUGUAGCUCGUGGCCCUGCAGAAGCUGUCCUGGAGGCCCUUCGAGCAGCACCCGCUGGCCUCGCCCGGAACGAACCACCACGUUCCUACGGUGCCGGCGGUGGUCACGUGGAUSGUGUUGGUCAGGACGCCAAAGGUCCAGUAGAAGGACACCAGGAGAAGAAAGACGGUCCCGCCGUUGCUGGUCGCUAGCGAGUUGGCCAUGCCCGCGAGCCAGAACCCGCUCCAGGCAAAGGCCACAAACAUGACCGAGUAGGCUACCAGAGAAAGUCCAGCGUUGGAUUUCACGGCGGUCAGUGCCGUAUUGAGGUUGGCUGUGCACCAGGGUUUUGGUUGGACACGGAUCCGAGGCAGGGGAUGGAUUUGCGAACGGGAAUCACGGUGAGACGAGGAGAAUCAAUCCUUCGACAGAGACAGAAUCAAAAGCAAACGCAAACGCAAAAGAGACCAAUGCAUGGCAUCGCYAACAAGAAUGACARCGACAAAAAGCAACAGACCACGUCGAUCCGAACCAGCGCCAAUCGACUCACCCGCGGCGUAMGGAAUUCGUUUCCACACCGCGACGACGUAACAAGCCGUCACGGCAAAGAAAAACACCCCCAUCAGGAUCGCGAACAUCUCCCCCGAUAGAAUCAUGGCAACGGCCAUCACACCGGCCAGAAGCGAGCUAAAGACGAGGCCCGCCUUGACCAUCGCGGUGGGAAACUUCAUCAUCAGGACGAUCGUGAGAGAGGACAGGCCCAGGGCAGCGAGGCCCGUCGCGGCCACCAGAAAGAAGAUUCCGCCGUAGGAACCGCUAAAGCCGUCCCCGUUGUCGCCGCCACCGCCGUUGGCGGCGAUGUUCAUAGAGAUGAGAACGCUCAUGACACCGAUGUGGGCGACAAAGGCAAAGGCCCAGAAGACGUCUCGGAACUGGGUGGGCUGCUGCUGCUGCUGGAAGUGACUGUCAAAGUUGAUGGUAGUUCCCUCGUUUUGGAAGUUGUCGGUGGGAGCACCAUAGUGCGACUUGGCAUGGGMCCCAUCAUAAGGCCGGCUGUCGGGGGCGGGAACCGCUGUUCCCUGCACAAUCGGAACCGAAUAGUCGGAGUUCAUUUUCGUUUCUGUGUUCGAUUCGAUUCGACUCGACUCGACUCGAUUCAAUUCAAUUCAAUUCGACUCGCUUCUUUGGGAUCGGCUAAGUUGCGCUUGUUCGCUUUUGCUUUUUCCGARACUGGACCAGCUGUUGGUUGUUAUAUUUCUCMGGGGUUGCGGUACAGUGCCAGAGAAAAAGAAACUCUUUGGAUAAUG